AUGGCCUCGGCCCUCUCCACGCCCCCGAGCGAUCCUCGACACUCGACCUCAUCGCAGCCCUCGCAGGCCUCCUCCACCACCCUGCACUCCGCCCACGACCCCCACCGCCACGACCAUGCCGACCCGGCCGCCGGCAAGAGGCGGAAGCUGCUGGGGCGCGUCGACUCCUCCGCCGCCGCCCAACAAAACAGCGACACGAGGCCGCAGGGGCUGUUGGGCGCCGAUCUAGGGGAGCGCGACAAGAGGCGCCGCCUGCCCAGGCGAUCGGGAGGCUUCCUUUUGGACGCUGCUCUGCCCGGCUCCAGCGCGCGCCGCCGUUCUCGGGAAACCCGCGCCGAGGAGACGGAUAAGCGGGCGCGAAGUCGGCACCUGAGCAAGAGCCCCUCGUCUUACGACGGCUCCCGCAGAGCUUACAGCAGAGGUUCCUCUUCCCGAAGCCGUCCGCUCAGCGGCGACACGGAUGUUGGCCCUUCCGGCAACGGCCAUGCGCCCGAGCCAUACGGAGCAAGGACUCCAGAGAAUCGCCAGGACAAGGCGCAAGCUAGGACUGGGCUGGGCAUCGACGUCGAGGGCGCAAAUGAAUAUGAGGAAAAUGCCGUGUCGCCGCCGAAUGCCAGUAUUGACCCUGCCCAGAUUAUCAACAUGGCUCUUAAUCUGAGCGAAAGUAGAAGGCGGAACCUGGGACAUGGUCAACUGACCGCACCAUCGCUGCCGCGCAGCAGAAGAGGAACCGCCUCAGGCAUGGGGCCAAACAUACCCAUGCAAGGAAGCUUCUAUGACUACGGCAUUGGAGGGAGUCUCAAGCAGCAUCUGCAACAACAGCGGCGCGUCUCGCGCAACAUGUCCCCCACCAGUGGUCGGUUGAGCACGCCUGCCUCCCGACAUGUCUCCAUGUCAAGUCCUAAUGCUCUCAUGGAGAACAGCCUUGGACCGUCGCAUAACUACACCUUCACAGCAGCAACGCUGUCCCGAGCAGAGAAAGCAAAGACUUAUGUCGAACUGGGAGCAGAAUAUCGCCGGUUACUGCAAAAUCUUCCGCCGCUCAAGCCAGACAGUGAAGCCGGCUAUGCUUACAGUGCGUUCAGCUCCCCUGGCAGCCCGACAGUAGAGUUAAAGAAAACCCUUUCACGCACAGGUCCCGAUCCCCUUGGCCGACGGUACAAUCCUCUGCAAUUCAUCCGCAACAGGAAGCUUCGGGGCCGCGAACGAAGACAGCUUCAGCCCGAUGUCGUCGAUUUUGAAGACAUAGACAGAGUGAGACUGUGGAUUGACACUGUGGAGCAAUCAGCUUCCCGGCAGAGCUAUCGCCAAGAAGACAAGGUUCUUCUGCCUCCCUUCAUACCGAAUCCCAUGUUCCAGAGCAGCCCCGAACAACCGCAAGAGGGUGUCAAGAGACCGAGCGUCCUUUUGGGGAAGCAGAAACGGCCUCGUAUGGAUUGGUUCACCUUACCGACUGAGUUUUUGGCCGAUGCGGUGUGGCUCGAGAAAGACAACCACAAGAGUUUGAUUGAAGACAGAAAUGGCAACAGGAUUUUCCCCUCGCCACGUUCAGCAAGUGUACUCAACCCUCGUCUGAGCAGGGAUCAGACUAGACCUAGCAUGGACAAACGGCGCGUGAGCACUGCAGGCUCCAUGGCUGGCGGCGGUACCUUCUCAGAACCUCGGUCCAACUACUCCAGCGAAGCCGAAAGCCACAGAGGUCGUAAAAAGCGCCACUUUCUUCACUCUCACCGAGAAGAUAGUCCCGAACGUGGGAAGCGACUUGGCUGGAUCUCGCGUGGCCGCUCAAGCAGCUCCUCGGGCCUUUCUUCGAGCGACGAUGACAUGAGCGCAAGACGAAAGAAGCACGACCGCAGACUGAGCACCCAGGACGAGAAUAUCGGUCCUCUGGAGCGCCACAUGAAGACGCUGUUGGAAGAUGACGCACGUGCAGAGAGUGGGCUGUCCCCGAUCAUAAGCUCUCCAGAGAAACACUGGGGUGCCAGUCAAGCGAAGGCUCCAGCACUCCAUCGGGUAGCAAGCGAGACUGAGAGUGAUGUUGACCGCAGGGCCGGAGCAAAGAGGGCGACGAAGCGCUUGACCCUCAUGUCAAGCAAUCCGCCCGAAUCACGACCUUCCAUGGAUGGCCUCGAUUCAUCAGUGCCCAACACACCCCUGUCGAAAACAUUCAGCUUCGGCGCAUCCUCCCCGCCGAGCCGCAUAGCAUCGCCGGACCGCAGCAAGUCGAAGAGAUCCAAGCUGCCCUUCUUCCGUUCCGACGGAAAUGCGAAGGCUCCUAAAGUGGAUACUCUUGACUUUGCCCUUGACUCGUUCAGUCAUAGACCGACCAGUGGAGAGCCGACCGAACGUGGACGCCUUAGCAUCAGCAUUGACCAGCCCCGCCGUUCAAACUCGUUACCCAGGCCUAUGUUGUUGAAAUCGCACAAGACAACUGACAGCUUGAGUAGCCUUGCGUCCAUACAGGAAGGCAAGGUAAGCAGGGGCCGGAAGGAAGGGAAAGACAAGGAGCCGAGUUCGGCCGUGACCAGGUUCUUCAAAGACGUGGGACGAGAAGGAUCCAAGGCGAGGAAGUUCAUCUUCAAGAAAGACAAGCCACCGGAAGAGGCAGACGAGGACUCAUCGUCGGAUGAUAGCGACAUGUCAUCUACAUCAGACACGGAAGAGGAGAUGUCCAAGAGCGUUUUGAGACGCCGUCCAAAGCCAGCCUCACGGACUGGGACCGAUGCAGGUCUCUCGGAUGCAUCCGAUAUAUCAGAGCGACCACAAGGAUAUUCUCUACCGACGUUCAAGUCGGCCGCAUCACAGGACCAGAAGCGUGAUUCGUCCGCAGAACCUCGGCGUGGACGUACUCGACCAUCCCGUUUCGACCGUCUGGCACCUCCGCGUCUUGACACCAAUGUCAGCCGUUCAUCGUCCCCGGGCGUCAUCCAAGUACAAGCUGUGGGUAACGGUACCCGGGCCCGUUCCGAGGGCCCUGUCUCUCACUCUCGCUCCUCAUCCGCCGUCCGUCGCCGCAUGACCAAACUCUUGGAGCUGCCAGGCGGAGCCGGCCGUGCUGGGCUCCCACCAUCCGAUCUCUCCCGCGCCCCAGUCGACCGCAAAUACAGCGAUCGCUCGCCCGCUCGCCCUUCGCCGCAGCGCCACUGGAGCAUCACCGACGAGAACCUAUCGCGCCGGGCCUCAGCCUCAGCCCGCCACCCAUGCGCCGCGGCCACCAUCAUCGCCAACAAGCGCACCGACAUCGCCCGCAUCCAAGCCCUCCUCCUCUGCUCCGGCAUCAAAGCCGCCGAGCUCGCCCGCCGCGCCCACUCCGUCCCCGACACCCCUCCCCCCUUCCUCCUCCGCGCCGCCGAAACAGCAAUCGAGCACGCCGACGCCGCCGACGCCGCCGCCGCCGCCGAUGCCGCCACCAAUCCCCCUCCCUCCAACAAGCAAGACCUCCUCAAACACACGCGCCUGAUCCCCUCGGUCGCCCGCAAGGAGCAACACGUCCUCGCGGCGCGCAUCCUCGCGUCGGACCUCGAAGCCGGCUCGGCCGCGCUCGCCGCCGCGACGGAGCGCUUCCGCGCGCAGCGCAUCCGCAAGCUGCACGCCCGCUGCGAGGCGCUGCGCAUCGAGCUCGGCGACCGCCUCACGCCGCGCUGCCACGCGUGCGCCGACGACGCCGACGCCUUCACGCGCGAGGUGACGAGCGGCGCGGCGCUGGCGGUCAAGGCCGUGGCGGACCGCGUGGACGCGAUGGGGCGGGCGAGGCGGAGGCGGAUGAGGUGGGUGAGGCGGGUGGGGUGGAUGUUGCUGGAGUGGUGCGUUUUGGGGGUCAUGUGGUGGGUGUGGUUGGUGGUGGUGGUGGUGCGGACGGGGUUGGCGGCGGUGAGGGGCGUGGGGAGGGGCGUGAGGUGGUUUUUGUGGUUGGAGUGA
Diplodia corticola is the source of this 3918-nucleotide messenger RNA. RefSeq lists its product as uncharacterized. NCBI's taxonomy places the organism in Eukaryota, Fungi, Ascomycota, Dothideomycetes, Botryosphaeriales, Botryosphaeriaceae. The record is from RefSeq and is a predicted model, not a curated record. The transcript has a single exon. The coding region runs from base 1 to 3918 and encodes 1305 amino acids.